AUGGACCAGUACGAGUGUUCCGUCUGUUCUGAAAACUGCUGCUACAGCCCCGACAGAAAGCUGUACAGCUCUGACGUCUGCUCCCACAGAAUCUGCGAAAACUGCCUCCAGCAGCAAUUUGGCGGCGGCAUUGGGGCAAUUUUGCCGACAGCGAAGGGGAACUGCCCAGUGUGUCAGCGGGCCCUCACGCGGGCCAACUACGUCCUCACGGAGCCGGAUCUGGACCUUUUCGCGGUGGAAAAGGAGGUUAGAAAGCGCGUCAACGACGCGCUGAAUGCACUCCGCGACAACUUCGAGAACACUCCGGCUUACAAUGACUAUUUGGAGGAAAAGGAAGAAGCCAUUUAUGAACUGGUAUAUGGCACGGAUGAGCAGCUGAAGCGGCGGCUUGAGAACCGUCUUCGGGAGUUGGAGGGCCACGGGCGGGCGCAGCCGCAGCACGUGCAGCAGAAGCAGCAGCAGCAGCAGCAGCAAAACUCCGAAGCAAGAGCAGCACUGCGGGUUCGGAAGAUCAAAGAGAUUGUCAAGAAGGAAGGAAACUUCUACGAAAUCGUCAAGUUGAAGCCGCUGGGCAGAAACCUCAAGUCCAGCGACGAGUCCUACGUACAUGUGCGUCCCAGCAGCAGCAGCAGCAACAGCAGCAGCAGCAGCAACAGCAGCAGCAGCAGGAGUAGCAGCAGCAGCAGCAGCAACAGUAGCAGCAGCAGGAGUUCGCUUCGCUGCAGUUUGGAAGCAAAGCGAGCAGUUAGCUGUGUUCUUCCUCCCUAG
Molecule: messenger RNA, 768 nt
Organism: Eimeria tenella
Lineage: Eukaryota; Apicomplexa; Conoidasida; Eucoccidiorida; Eimeriidae
Product: CDK-activating kinase assembly factor, putative
Exons: 3
Coding region: 1-768 (255 amino acids)
Biological process (GO): regulation of transcription by RNA polymerase II; DNA repair; regulation of cyclin-dependent protein serine/threonine kinase activity
Cellular component (GO): transcription factor TFIIH holo complex
Source: RefSeq, a predicted model, not a curated record